Messenger RNA from Juglans regia (Persian walnut), 1535 nucleotides. Its product is annotated as pentatricopeptide repeat-containing protein At4g16470-like. The transcript has a single exon. The coding region runs from base 135 to 1079 and encodes 314 amino acids. NCBI's taxonomy places the organism in Eukaryota, Viridiplantae, Streptophyta, Magnoliopsida, Fagales, Juglandaceae. Gene Ontology annotation, biological process: RNA modification. Gene Ontology annotation, molecular function: RNA binding; protein binding. The record is from RefSeq and is a predicted model, not a curated record.
GUGCUUCUUCUUGGCUCUUUCAGCAACUUGGCUAUGGGGUGGCUAUAUUAAAGGCUGUGGACUUUCAGGAAGAAACCGCUUGUUCCAUCCAACUGUCUUGUGUUAAUUCACCCUGUUUGGCAUUUGCAUUGAUAAUGCCCGCCACGCUUGACAUCAUACCCUUGUGCGCCACUCUCCUCGACGCUUGCUCCUCCGCCAAAACUCUCCAAAACCUUAAACGCCUUCAUUGCCGGACCAUUAUACUUGGCAUUUCCCACCACGACUUCAUACGGACCAAGCUCGUCUCCUCCUAUGCCUCUUGUGCCCAAUUACACCAUGCCAAUGUGCUCUUCUCCUUCGCCACUCGCCAGCCCACCUUCCUCUUCAACACCCUUAUCAGAGCCCAUGCGUCUCUUGGUUUGUUCUCUCAUUCCCUAUUCAUCUUUCACCAAAUGCUCAUUAUUGGCAAGUCCAUUGACCGCUACACCUUGCCUCCUGUUCUCAAAUCUUGUGCUGGAUUGUCGGCUCUGAGACUUGGCCGCCAGGUACACGGGAUAGUUUUGGUUAAUGGAUUCGCCUUAGAUACGACGAAUUCGAAUGCAUUGAUUACCAUGUAUGCGAAGUGUGGUGAUUUGGUCAAUGCCCGUAAGGUGUUCGAUGAAAUGUCGGUGAAGAAUGAGAUAUCUUGGUCUGCAAUGAUGGCAGGGUAUGGAAUGAAUGGAAUGUUUAAUGAGGUGUUUGAGUUGUUUGAGAGGAUGGUGGAGGUAGGAGAGAGGCCAGAUGGUGUCACUUUUACAGUGCUUCUGACAGCGUGUAGUCAUGGGGGGUUGAUAGAAAGGGGAAAGGAGUAUUUUGAGAUGAUAGAAAGGAGGUUAGGAGUGAGACCAGGGCUAGAGCAUUAUACUUCGAUGGUGGAUAUGCUGGGAAGGGCGGGGCAGGUCGAGGAAGCGGAGAAAUUAAUUUUAGAAAUGGAGGUGGAGCCUGAUGAAGCUUUGUGGGGGGCCUUGUUGGGGGCUUGUAGGAUUCAUGGGAAGGUGGAGGUGGCUGAGAGGGUGGCUGAGAAGGUUUACGAGAAGAGACGUGGUGUUGCAUCUAUGUGAAUCAUUUAAGUUAUUCUUCAUCGUGAAUUUUGUUUAUAUGUCAAGUUGUUUUUAUAUAACUUAUAAAAUUGCAAAAAACGUGUUCCAUCAAAUUAAUGUUCAGAAUCUUCUGGGACGUGUUUCCAUCUCUAUUUUCUUUUUCUCCAAGUUUUCCAAUGUGUACGUAUCAACCAAUUCAAAACGGAGGUCUUAUAUUUGAAUUUGCUUCGUAACAACAACCAGAAAAUCCGAACUAGCAUUCUGGAUCCACAAUGUCGCCUCCUGCCGAGUAAUAUUCUCUUGACCUUCUCUUUCCCUUCCCAAAUUCUUUUUUUCUUUUUUGUUUUAUGUUCUUUCUGCUGAAUUUUAUUGGUUCCCGAAUCAGGCCUUUGAUUAUAAGCCUUUUUGGUGAUUUUGAUAUUACAAGUCUUGUAUUAUUUUUGUCGGAAAUUGCUGCCGUCUUUCAUUGUAAUGUAC